CUCUUAGGAAACGCAGCCAACUCCUCACGUCGGGAAGGCCCAGCAUGAAUGUGAACUGUGCUGGUGGCACAGACUGGCCAAGAAACCUGGAGCCCAGCUGCUCUGUGGGAAACACAACUGUAGCAGUCCAGGAGUCAGAAGAAAGUUUAGAUCCUGAAUGCCGACACGCUCCCUGUCCAGUAAGUCCCCAGCUCAGUAGCAUGUUGUCUGCUCCUGAAGACACUCACAACUGCCAUUUCCAAGAUGGAAAUAAGAGACAGUCGGAAUACUUUAACGCCCAGGAGCGCCAUGGGUGCUGCACCUUGUCCUCAAGCAGCAGCUCACAGACAGUGGCUCCAGAGAAGGUGACACUCGUGGUAGACGGGACUCGCUUUGCAGUGAAUCCACAGAUUUUCACUGCUCACCCUGACACCAUGCUGGGAAGAAUGUUUGGACCAGGAAGAGAAUACAAUUUCACCCGGCCAAAUGAAAAGGGGGAAUAUGAAAUUGCAGAAGGAAUCAGCUCAGCUGUGUUCCGGACUGUGCUGGAUUAUUACAAAACCGGGAUCAUUAACUGCCCCGAUGGGAUUUCCAUCCCAGACCUUCGAGACACAUGUGAUUACCUCUGCAUAAACUUUGAUUUCAACACAAUCAAAUGUCAGGAUUUAAGUGCUCUGUUACACGAGCUCUCCAAUGAUGGUGCUCACAAGCAGUUUGACAGCUACCUGGAGGAGCUCAUUCUGCCCAUUAUGGUGGAUAGUGCAAGGAAAGGGGAACGUGAAUGUCAUAUUGUGGUGCUGACGGACGAAGACACCGUGGACUGGGAUGAAGAUCAUCCACCUCCAAUGGGAGAGGAGUACUCACAAAUCCUUUACAGCUCCAAGCUGUACAGAUUCUUCAAGUACAUCGAGAACCGCGAUGUGGCAAAAGCUGUGUUAAAGGAGCGGGGCCUGAAGAACAUUCGCAUUGGCAUUGAAGGGUAUCCCACCUGCAAAGAGAAGGUGAAGAGGAGGCCUGGUGGCCGCUCAGAAGUCAUCUACAACUACGUUCAACGGCCCUUCAUCCAGAUGUCAUGGGAGAAGGAAGAGGGCAAAAGCCGUCACGUUGAUUUCCAGUGUGUUCGGAGCAAAUCCCUCACAAACCUUGUCACUGUGGGUGAUGAUGUUUCAGAGGACCAGGAGGUUAUAAUGCAUCACCCCCCACAGGUAGAUGAACUGGACAGGCUGAAUGCACCAUUCUCCCAAAUGGCUGUGAAUGAUCUACCAGAUUAGUAGUGGCUCAGGGUGAUGGUGCUGCUGAUGUGGGAAUGUCUCGGCAUAGUUCCAUCCCUGGUGAUGGAACACAGACUCUUGCAAGGUGCUUUCUCCUCGUUCCUGCUCUUAUUACGUUGUCAUACUUCAAGCAUGUUAAUAAGGAGCCACACUUCAUGGUCUAAUUGUGCAAUCAAAAGCAACAUCUCCUCAAA
Nestor notabilis (Kea) is the source of this 1444-nucleotide messenger RNA. It is a transcript of the gene KCTD20, whose product is annotated as potassium channel tetramerization domain containing 20. Gene Ontology annotation, molecular function: protein binding. The transcript has 7 exons. Gene Ontology annotation, cellular component: cytoplasm. The coding region runs from base 45 to 1250 and encodes 401 amino acids. Gene Ontology annotation, biological process: positive regulation of phosphorylation. The record is from RefSeq and is a predicted model, not a curated record. NCBI's taxonomy places the organism in Eukaryota, Metazoa, Chordata, Aves, Psittaciformes, Psittacidae.